AUGGGUUGUUUUGGAGAUCGAGAAAAGUUUGGCAGUGCUACAAAUGAGCAGAGGUGGGAUUUCAUUAAUCUCUCGGAUUUCAAAUCUACCUCCUGCUGGUCCGGAUUCUCGUACGGCGUGGUCUACUUCUUCCUCAUCAUAAGCUUUGGCGUAUACAUUGUCGAUCUCUACACCGCCUCCAACCUUCUCUUCUUCAAUAGAUGGUCUAGCCAAGUCCAGCCUAAGAUACCUUUUGAGAUAUCAAAAUGGGUGUUCGCUGGAUGCAUCUUCCUAUCCUGGAUUCUCUUGAUAUACCGAUGGUGGAGGGCUAUACGGGCAAUAAAGAGUGGACUCAUCACGGCCAGCUACUUGGAUCCACUUGCUGUUCGCAUUGAGAGUAUACGACCGGGGAAAGCACGAGGCUGGCGCCGAUUCCUAGUUUUCACCGCCUUGACCAAAGGUCGCAAAGGCUCCGAGUAUGUGGCGUUGUUCACGUACUAUAACUUCGAGGCUUGGCUGCGGGUGGUAUUCGCCGAAGGUCCUCGCCAAGUGAUCAAUGCUAUCACCCUCUACUCCGUAUUGAAAGCAGACCUCAUUCCCGAAGGCAAACACGCCGCCACCAAAGGUCAAUCACCAGUCGGCCAAUUCUUCGAUAACAUCAGGAUAUUGGCAAAUCAAAGCACCCAGCAAGCCACAAUUCUCUUUGGUAUGCUCUACGUGCUGAUCAUCUGGCUGUUUACAGCCGUCAGUCUUUUCAUAGCCUUUGUGAUGUACAUCACCUUUCUAUGGCAUCAUAUUCCAAGCGCGGACGGUAGUCUGUCCAAUUUUUGCCAGAGGAAAAUUGAAAAACGCCUGAAUCAGAUAGUCAGAGCAAAAAUGGACAAGGCAAUCGCAAAGGAGCAUUUGGAUCGUGUUAAAAAGGUCGCUACCGGUGGAACCGGAGCAAGCGUUGGUUUGCCCACAGUGCCGCCAAUGGACUAUAAGCGUCAGCCAACAAUCCCGAACCUUGAAUCGGACACAGCAGGGCUACCGGCACCCCCGUCACGACAAACAACGUCGAAUUUAGGCUCUCGGCCUGCUUCGCCGUUUGGAGCUCGAAGUAUAUCGCAAAGAGCGCCUACAAUACCGGAUGUAUCCCGCGGCAGCUCUCGACCAGGGUUUCCCUCAAGAAAUGCGACCCAGUCCUCUUUCAAUUCCCUUGCAAGCCAUGGCUCUGAUGCGCCACUCUUGGGCUCUGCAGCUGAGAUGGGUCAUGCACCGCCAAAUCGUCACUCGCCGCCUGGUGGGCCACCAAGUAUACGAUCGAAUCAAUCAUUCAAUAACAACAGGGGUCCACUCCAACCGCGGAGAGGUCCCACACCUAGACUGAACACCGGGAUGAGUGGACGCUCGGUGACCCCGAGUGCCCCUUCCUCCGCUGGGGCUUCUUUCAUGUCUCGCGAUCCAUCAACAGCUUCCCCUGGCCCAAACCAGCGUCCGCCCGGUCACACGAAUUUCAGUCGUAGACCAACUCAGGAAUUUGAAAUGCAGCCACCCACGCCAUCUGACGGCAAACCUUCUUCUGGAUACGUAGCUUUCAACCCCUUACAACGGCCCUCUCAAUCCAAUACUCCCAAUCAACCUCACCGCCCGCCUCCAGCAGAUUACUUCGGUGCUCAGCAUGUUCCUCGCAGAGUGGGCACUGCACCCGUACAGCCACCAAGUGCGGGGUAUGAUGAUUCAAUUUACGACGCGUAUGGCGCACAAAACUCACCACCCUUCAGACCAGCUACUGCAGGACCAGGACCGACUCCAGGUGGUGGAAACAAUGGAUGGCAUGGCCCCGGCGGUCGAGGGGCCUACAACCCUCCUAGAUUUUGA
Messenger RNA from Bacidia gigantensis, 1839 nucleotides. RefSeq lists its product as uncharacterized. NCBI's taxonomy places the organism in Eukaryota, Fungi, Ascomycota, Lecanoromycetes, Lecanorales, Ramalinaceae. The transcript has 3 exons. Gene Ontology annotation, cellular component: plasma membrane. The record is from RefSeq and is a predicted model, not a curated record. Bases 1 to 1839 code for a protein of 612 amino acids. Gene Ontology annotation, molecular function: potassium ion transmembrane transporter activity. Gene Ontology annotation, biological process: potassium ion transmembrane transport.